UGCAGGCAGUGUCCUCACAGCCAGAGGAACAAAAUGUCCAACAGCAGCUCCAUCACCCAGUUCCUCCUCCUCGCAUUCUCAGACACACGGGAGCUGCAGCUCUUGCACUUCUGGCUCUUCCUGGGCAUCUACCUGGCUGCCCUCCUGGGCAACGGCCUCAUCAUCACCACCAUUGCGUGCGACCCCCGCCUCCACACCCCCAUGUACUUCUUCCUGCUCAACCUCUCCCUCCUCGACAUGGGAUCCAUCUCCAACACGGUCCCCAAAUCUGUGACCAAUUCCCUAUGGAACACCAGGGCCAUCUCCUACUCUGGAUGUGCUGCCCAAGUCUUUCUGUUUUUCUUUUUGUUGUCAGCAGAAUUGUAUCUUCUCACCAUCAUGGCCUAUGACCGCUACAUUGCCAUCUGCAAACCCCUGCACUACGGGACUCUCCUGGGCAGCAGAGCUUGUGUCCACAUGGCAGCAGCUGCCUGGGGCAGUGGCUUUCUCAAUGCUGUGCUGCACACGGCCAAUACAUUUUCACUCCCACUCUGCAAGGGCAAAGCUGUGGAGCAGUUCUUCUGUGAAGUGCCCCAGAUCCUCAAGCUCUCCUGCUCAGAUGCUUCUCUCAGGGAGGUUUGGCUUCUUGUGUUUGGUGUCUGUAUUGCAUUUGGAUGUUUUAUUUUCAUUGUGCUGUCCUAUGUGCAGAUCUUCAGGGCUGUGCUGAGGAUCCCCUCUCAGCAGGGACAGCACAAAGCCUUUUCCACGUGCCUCCCUCACCUGGCCGUGGUCUCCCUGUAUGUCAGCACUGGCAUGUUUGCCUACCUGAAGCCCCCCUCCAUCUCCUCCCCAUCUAUAGAUUUUCUGGUGGCUGUUCUGUACUCAGUGUUGCCUCCAGCAGUUAACCCCCUCAUCUACAGCAUGAGGAACCAGGAGAUCAAAGAGGCCCUAUGGAGACUGUCACAAUGGAUGCUGUUUCACAGACAAUGGUCUUCCACCCAUUCUCUGCACAUUUCCCAGAGUUUACCUUAG
This is a messenger RNA of Egretta garzetta (little egret), 1011 nucleotides long. RefSeq names its product olfactory receptor 14A16. Gene Ontology annotation, biological process: G protein-coupled receptor signaling pathway. Gene Ontology annotation, molecular function: G protein-coupled receptor activity; olfactory receptor activity. The transcript has 2 exons. The record is from RefSeq and is a predicted model, not a curated record. Lineage: Eukaryota; Metazoa; Chordata; Aves; Pelecaniformes; Ardeidae. Bases 34 to 1011 code for a protein of 325 amino acids. Gene Ontology annotation, cellular component: membrane.